Messenger RNA from Engraulis encrasicolus (European anchovy), 5679 nucleotides. Its product is annotated as pleckstrin homology domain-containing family A member 5-like. Gene Ontology annotation, molecular function: protein binding; phosphatidylinositol-4-phosphate binding; phosphatidylinositol-3-phosphate binding. Gene Ontology annotation, cellular component: cytosol. The transcript is spliced from 29 exons. Bases 83 to 4237 code for a protein of 1384 amino acids. The record is from RefSeq and is a predicted model, not a curated record. Lineage: Eukaryota; Metazoa; Chordata; Actinopteri; Clupeiformes; Engraulidae.
GUCGUUGCCAGGGUUUCCGUGUACGCGCGGCACGAGCGGAGACGCGCAGCUCUACUCGAGUCAAAUCCGUGAACAGCCAGACAUGGCGGCGGAUCUAAACCCGGAGUGGAUCUCCUGUCUACCUUCUUCAUGGAGUUAUGGGGUUACUCGGGACGGACGUACUUUCUUCAUCAAUGAAGAAGCAAAGAGUACAACCUGGCUGCAUCCAGUCACUGGUGAAGCAGUCAUCACAGGACAUCGGAAAACUCCAGAUUUACCAACUGGAUGGGAGGAGGGAUUUACAUUCGAAGGAGCCCGAUGCUUCAUCAACCACAAUGAGCGCAAGGUGACCUGCAAGCACCCGGUCACAGGCACCCCGUCUCAAGACAACUGCAUCUUUGUCGUCAACGAACAGCCCACUCCCAAUCAGCAGGCGAAUGAGAAGAAGGAGCGUCCAGUGAGCACCAUGAGUGAGACGUCCAACUACACUGGGGGCUCGGGAGACUACGCCCCCUACCCCAACAGCCCCGCCGGCUCACAGAGACCAUCCAGACCUUCUAAAAAGAUCCAUAAUUUUGGCAAAAGGUCCAACUCCAUCAAGAGAAACCCAAAUGCCCCCAUCAUUAAAAGCAACUGGCUUUACAAACAGGACAGCACAGGCAUGAAGCUGUGGAAGAAGAGGUGGUUUGUGCUGUCAGACAUGUGCCUGUUCUACUACAGAGAUGAGAAGGAGGAAGGAAUUCUUGGCAGCAUUCUUCUGCCCAGUUUUCAUAUUUCUCUGUUGUCGGUGGAUGACCACAUCAACAGAAAGUACGCCUUCAAGGCGACACACCCAAAUAUGCGCACAUACUACUUCUGCACUGACACAGCCAAAGAGAUGGAGUCCUGGAUGCAGGUGAUGACCGAUGCAGCGCUCGUGCACACUGACCCUGUCAAGAGGCUGGAUCGGCUCAAGGUUGAGCAGUGUGGACCGCAGGAGGUGCUGAACAAUGGGCCCAACCACCAUCACCACCCAUACCCACAUCACCCACAGCAGCAGCAGCAACAACAGCAACAGCAACAGCCCCAACCACAGCCCCAAUCCCAGUCCCAGAAGCCCCAUCCCCACUCCAAAUCUCAGCAGCCCCAACACCAACACCACCCCCAGUCCCAGCCCCAGCCCCUACCUCAGCCAGCCCAGCCAGCCCAGCCAGAUCACCCCCACCCCCAGCAGCAGCAGCAGCAGCAGCAGCAACAGCAGCAGCAGCAGCCGCCCCCAGCAACAGCCACCAAGGAGCCACCAGCCCAGCAGCAGCAGCAGCAGACCUUGGCCCCUCCGCCACCACAGCAGGGCUCCGAGCACGGCAGCUCGGGGGGAGAGAGCCUGGAGCGGGUACGCAAACACACUCCUCCGCCUCCUCAGGAGGAGAUGGAGCGGCGGAGGCGAGACGCCGAGCGCUACGGCUUCCAGACGGUGGACGGCAGCGGCGACCACUACCAGGAGCGGCCGCUCACCAAGAUCACCGGCGCCCGCAUGCAGCCACCGCACUACCAGCAGCCCCCCCCGGCUAACGGGGGACCGCACCAUCAUCACCACCCACACCACCCCCAACCCCCGGCCAGCCCCGCACAGUUCAACGGAGGAGGCACCCCCACCGCCGGCAUGGGUGGAGGAGGGGACUGUGGCAGCCCCGCCACGGAGAUGGGCAACGGGCCUGGCAUGAUGUCGCGCUGCCAGACUCCCAUGCCGGAGCCUCAGAGGGCGCUGCAGAGGACCAACUCCAUGCAGCAGCUGGAGCAGUGGGUGCGGCUGCAGAAGGGACGUUGCCAGGACGACGACACACGCAGCAUCUCCUCCUACCAGACCCUGCCCAGGAACAUGCCAAGCCACCGGCCGCCAGUCGCCAUGCCCAUGUACGCCGACGGCUACCGCACGCUGCCCCGCAACAGCAUGGCGCGGCCAGACAGCGUCUGCAGCAUCUCGCCGUCCAUCUACGACCGCGUGCUGGGGCCUGGCGCUCCUCCUUCCGCCGCCGCCGCGGCAGCCGGGGGUGGCAUGGACAAGCGGCGCUCCAUGCGGGACGACACUCUGUGGCAGCUGUACGAGUGGCAGCAGCGGCAGGCGUACACGCGGCACCCGCAGCCGCCGCCUCCCCACCCGGGCUACGGCGGCGGCAUGCCCAGCCCCAAGACCAUGAUCAACCUGUCGGCGCACACGGGGCCCUCCAUCCCCCCCUCCCCCUCCCACGGCUCCAUCUACCAGGGCGGAUACUCGCCGCUGCACGCCUACAACGCCGGGGGCACACGCUCGGAGCUCUCCUCGCCCGUCUAUGCACGUGGAGACCUCAGUAUUGAUAGGCGUGUACGGAGCCAGAUGGCCAAGUAUGGUUAUCCACCCGCACCCGAUCGUAGGUCCAUGCCAACAGGAAUCCCGAUUCAGACGAUUACCCCUCAGUCACUGCAAGGGAAAACUCCGGAGGAGCUGACCCUGCUGCUGAUCAAACUGAGGCGGCAGCAGGCGGAGCUCACCAACAUCCGGGAGCACACGCUAGCGCAGCUCAUGCAGUUCACCCUCGAAGCCGACAACCCAAAGAGUGACAUUUUGUCACACCACCUCCAAAGGAACCUCAUGUAUCUGGAUGACCAGAUGAGCCCGGAUGACUACAGAGAACAUGCCUAUAUGUGCAGGCCUGAAGAGCAUGACAUUGAUAGCAAGCUGAGCAGACUGUGUGAACAGGACAAGGUGGUUCGCGCCCAAGACGAGAAACUGCAGCAACUGCAUCGAGAAAAGCACACCCUGGAGACGGCGUUGCUGUCGGCCAGUCAGGAGAUUGAGAUGAGCGGUGACGACGCGGCGGCGAUGCAGAGCGUGGUACAGCAGAGAGACCUGCUACAGAGCGGCCUGCUCAGCACCUGCAGAGAACUGCAGCGCAUCAACGCCGAGAUGGAGCGGUCGUUGCGGGAGUAUGACAGAAUGGAGGCCGAUGUCAACAUGGCCAGGAGCAACCUGCUGGAACAACUGGAGGCCCUGGGAAGCCCUCAGACGGAGCCUCCCAGUCAGCAGCACGUCCUCAUCCAGAAGGAGCUCUGGAGGAUCCAGGACGUGAUGGAGGCACUCAGCAAGAACCGGCCGCAGAGGAACACAGACGGCACAGGUUUCUUCACCUCUACGCCCAUCUCCAACCGUCAGAAGAGUGAGGGUCCUGACUACCGUCUCUACAAGAGUGAGCCGGAGUUGACCACGGUAGCGGAGGUGGACGAGAACGGAGAGGACCGCUCUGAACGCUCCGAACACAGGGACGACCGGGACGGCUCCGGGGCCAGAGGCUACCCGGUGGGAAUCGUGCCCCCCAGGACCAAGUCGCCCAUGCCUGAGUCCUCCUCUAUAGCAUCCUACGUCACCCUGAGGAAGAACAAGAAGCCCGACCCCAGAGCGGAGCUUUUACUGCAGAGUGAGACCACAGAAGGGGAGCGUCCGCGUAGUGCGGUAGAGCAGCUGUGUGCGACGGCACCAUCACCGUCGGCGACAGCAUCACCGGACUCCAGCAGCCGUCCGCGCAUGAGCGUUGAGGAGCAGAUGGAGCGUAUCCGGCGGCACCAGCAGGGGGCGCUGAGGGAGAAGAAGAAGAACCUAGCCGUGCUGGGAGGAGGCAGCGGCAGCUCCGUGAGCCAGGACAACUCCCCCUCGCGCAGCCCCUCCUUCAACAAGGAGAACCCCUUCCGCGCCAUGCUCGCACGGCAGCCUUCCCAGACGCGGCAUCAGCGUGACGAGGGUUUCUGCACGGACCUGCAGGAGCUGGAGGCGUCCCUGAGGGAGCAGGAGGUGGUGGAGGAUCACAUCAGCCCGGCCGAGGAGAUCGCACGCCUCAAGGAGGCCCAGGUGGACCCAGAGCACUUCAACAUGGACCGCGAGCUGUCUAAGCCAGAGAAGGUGGUGAUCCCGGAGCGCUACAUGGAGGCCGACACUGAGGAGGUGCUGAGCCCCGAGCAGGAGGCCGAUAAGAGGAAGAAGGUCGACCGCAUCAAGGCUCUCAUAGCCAAAAACAGCAUGCAGAACAUCGGCGUGGCCCUGAACACGGAGGAGGUGACGGAGGAGGACGGCUCGACCCAGACGCAGGAGAAGAUCAUCAACAUCUCCUACGAGCUCGCAGCCGAGGCCUCCAAACGCUCCAAAAUCGUGGCUGCCAAAAGUCUCCCAUCCUCCCCCCAGUCCCCCGUGCCCCCCACAUCACACAACCCCCUGCAGCUCACUGACGGGACGCACUUCAUGUGUGUGUAGUGCCAUAGCCCACACACAAGCCCUGGCCUCGGUGAAAACCUACACAUAAGACUCGGUGACUCGGAGAGUGACCUCCCGACAGCACACGGCGUCCUGGCCGAGCCAGACGGCUCCUCUGCAGGGACCUAUACUAAGAGGCUGGUUCAGGAGUAAACCAGGUUAAGUUGAGAAGUAGAUCAUCUAACAGAAGAGCCUGGAGUCCUCGUGUUCCUUAGAGAAUGAGAACUCCAGGCUCUCCUAUUAGAUGGUACCAGCUUCUUAGUAUAGCCCUUUGGUGACACGGAGAAUGACUUCCCAACAGCACACGGUGUCCAGGCCAGCCAGGCGGCUCCUCUCCUCUCCAGGCUUUAUGAAAACGAAACGACUCCAAAAAAACAAGAAGAACCAUUUCUGCACUGUGACACCACUUAACUCCCUCUAUGUCACCACCUUGUCCCUUUCUUAUGGCGGUGUAGAUGUUUAUAUUCCUUUCACCAGUGCAUCAGGCCUUAUGGACACAUACACACACACACACACACACACACACACACACACACACACACACACACACACACACACACACACACACACACACACACACACGGCACUUGCCAUGCAGACAGACUGGGGACAUAUUCCAUCAGUGUUGCUGGUGGUGGUGCUUCAUACUGGACACAUCAAACUGAACCCCGUUCAAUGCCAACGUCCGCUACUAAAAGAGGACCGGACUGGAUGCUUUUCAGAAAUGGAGCAACUUUGGACUCUAUGUUUUUAAAUGGUUUCAUUACGUUCUGUUCUUAAGUUAUUUUGGAUUUUUUUAAUGACACAUUUAACCCGUUUUUAUCAUUUUUAAUCCCAUAUAUUUUACAGUACACAACACUGCAAUCUACAGUAUUUAAAUGCAUAAACCCUAUUGUUUUAUAUGUAUAGAUAUAUAGAGUAUACAUCAGCUGAUUUACUAAUCCAUAUGCUGCCUCUUUAUCGCUGCCUUUAGAGAGAGUAUUUUUCCUCCCUGAGACACAAUUAUUUAUGUCUAAAAACGGCUUGCAGUUCAUGUCAGAGUUGCCGACACACACAUGAAUGUUCUGGCUUUAAAUAUGCUUCAUGUCUUUUCCCCUGCUCCCUGCCUUCUUUCGUGCUUUCUUUUUAAAAAGGAUAUUUAAAUAGACAUGUUGUUUUUUUUUCCUGGAAUUCAAUUUAUUUUCCUGGUUGGUUUGGAAUUCUGGACAUAGAGAAGGGACUAGCACAUGUAAAAUAAGCAAUAAGUAAAAGUUUGUAAUUGCAGGAUUGCAGAGUAUUUUUUUGUAUAAAAUGUAAUUAUUAUAAAAGAGGAUCCUUGUGUAUAUACUGUACACAGAAGAGUGAACAGAGCUGGUGUAUAGGAGACCACUAACUGGAGUCAGUAUGCAAAUGUUCAUAUCCCAUCUGAUUUCUAUCAUGUUAAAUAAAUGUUGAUGUUCUUA